UUUAAUUAUCUAAUAUCUAUUGAGUAUGAAUCGUCCGGAACUGGACUAUUACGCCGUGCUGGACAUUCCACGCAAUGUCACCAAAGAGCAGAUCACCCUGGCAUAUCGACGCAUGGCUGUGCGCUUGUGUCCACACAGAGAUAAGAAAUAUGAGCUGGAUUUCGUUCCAAUGGCCCAGGAGGGCAGAUUGACGCAUUUGUCUCCAAUGGCGGAGACCAAGCAGUGGGCGUACAUUAAUAUGGCAUAUGAUGUGCUGGGCAACGAGUUAUAUCGUGCCAUCUAUGAUCGCUAUGGUGAGGCAGGCCUGUUUGAGGGCGUGAUGCUGCCGAAUGGCUACUUUCCACCAUAUCAAUACCAUGGCGAUCACAUGGAGGUGUACGAGCGUGUAUUCUCCAGCUAUUCGCCGUAUGCGAAUGUUAUUGAUGCCAUUACGAAUCCACCAAGCUUGUAUGCCACGAGGGAGCAUGGCGUGGGAGUGCGACACAAGGAUGCCAAUACGGAACGUAUUAUACAUUUGUCAUUGGAGGAGGUACGCACGGGUUGUGUGAAGCUGAUGCAUGUGUGGCGUCAGGAGAUUGUCGACGCUAGGGAGUCCCGUCUGGAGAAACGCAAGCACACACUUAAGCUCAUCAUACAGCCGGGCACCACGGCCGGAACACGCUAUUGCUUUAAGGAGGAGGGUGAUCGCUACCCAACGACCAUCCCUGGUGACAUUAUAUUCAUUGCCGCCGACAGGCCGCAUCCGACAUUUGAGCGGCGCAACAUGCAUGACCUGGUCUAUCGCUAUGACAUCAAUCUGGCUCAGGCUUAUACGGGAUUCAUAUUCUACGUGAAUACCCUAGACAAGCGACAGUUGAAGAUCGUCAUCUCAGAUGUGGUUACUCCGGGCUACCAGAAGAUUGUGCCACUGGAAGGGCUGCCCAAGUGCCGUAAUUUGGAUGCUGUGAAUGCAAUCAAGCAAGCUAAUAAACGAAUUGAGGAGUUUGGUGAUCUCAUAAUAGAGUUUAAUUAUAUAUUUCCAAGAUAUUUGACACCACAAAUGAAGAAAUUGACACGUGAGUUCUACCAAGAGUUUCGUAAAUUGGAAAUGGAACUGGAGGAGGAAGAGCGCAUGCAGAUGCAGGGUACAUAAGAUUUUAAUUAACUUAUUGUGGAAAUAAAAAUUGUCUGUAGUUCAGCGUGAGCAGCAUACUAAGUCUGAAGUAUCGGUGUCGCUUUAUUAUGGUAUCGAUUAGCUUAGUACAUAUCGAUAGGUUAUUCAUUUUUACGAACAGGUAAAACACAGCAUAAUUAAAAAACAGCAAGUAAAGCAACAAAGAAUAAUAAUUUGUGCUAAAAAACAAGUAUAUAAAAUUGUAUAACCAUUUCAGUUUGCUUAAAUUCGCCUUAAGCUCAACUAAAGCAUCAAUAAAUUGCUCAAUUCGAAUCAAGCAAAGCGAUAUUUUGCUGCAUAAUUCAAUUACUGACACCUGUGCAGUACGCCCCUCCCCCACUCUAUCAAGUUUGAUACGGAAAUUCCAGCGCUACGCUCGAGUGCAAGUGGAGGCUGGCUAGCUGACCGCACCCACAAUUAACGG
This is a messenger RNA of Drosophila arizonae, 1577 nucleotides long. Its product is annotated as dnaJ homolog subfamily B member 13. The record is from RefSeq and is a predicted model, not a curated record. Gene Ontology annotation, molecular function: protein-folding chaperone binding. Gene Ontology annotation, cellular component: cytosol. Lineage: Eukaryota; Metazoa; Arthropoda; Insecta; Diptera; Drosophilidae.